Molecule: messenger RNA, 5578 nt
Organism: Pelodiscus sinensis (Chinese soft-shelled turtle)
Lineage: Eukaryota; Metazoa; Chordata; Testudines; Trionychidae
Source: RefSeq, a predicted model, not a curated record
GAUGGCUCAUGCUCUCCCUCUCCCCAUACCUUGUCCAGUCCAGCUUGGUACUAUCAAAAGUGAUUCCUUGGAAGCACAACUGCAUGAAUAUGUUAAACAAGGAAACUAUGUUAAAGUGAAAAAAAUCUUGAAAAAAGGUAUUUGUGUUGACACAACUAAUUCCUUGGGCCAGACCGCUUUGUUUACUGCUGCAUUGCUAGGACUUGGUAAAUUAGUAGAUGUGCUCUUGGAGUAUGGAUCAGACCCAAAUCACCGCUGUUAUGAUGGCAGCACCCCAGUACAUGCUGCAGCAUUCUCAGGAAAUCAAUGGAUUCUCAGUAAGUUGUUGGACGCAGGAGGUGAUCUGCGAGUACAUGAUAAAAAUGGAAGAAAUCCACAGUACUGGGCUAUGUCAGCUGGCAAGGAAAGUAGUGCUCAGAUGUUAGAAUUUAUACGGCGUUGUGCAUCACACAUGCAAGCUGCAAUUCAGAAUUUCCCUUCUGAUUUACUUAGGAAGGUUGGUUCAUCAAAAGUACUUGUCUGCACCCCAUCUCUGUUUGGUGGCAUUUCUCAAGGAACUGCUGACAGUGCUCUGGCUAAACUUCUAAAAGGUGGAGCGAAUUCAUUAAGAAACAUCUACAGUUUUGGGUUUGGGAAGUUUUAUCUAACAGGCAGUACACAGCUUGGGUACCUGGCAUCUCUACCUAUCAUUGGAGAUAAAGAAGUGUUUCAGGCAGAUGAUGAGCCAACAUUCUCUUUCCACACUGGACCAUACAUGAUCAUGACAAACUUAAUGUGGGGCAGCAGCAGAGUUACAGUGAAGGAGCUCAGCCUUAAGCCACAUCAGAAUUGCAGUAAGCGACGUUUAGCUGAUCUUUUAAUAGCAGAACAGGAAUAUAGCAGUAAACUUCGUCAUCCUCAUUUGCUGCAGUUGAUGGCAGUUUGUCUGUCCAAUGAUCUGGAAAAAACUCGUUUGGUAUAUGAGAGAGUUAACUUUGGUUCGCUAUAUAGCAUUCUACAUGAAAGGCGUUCAGAAUUUCCAGUAUUGCACAUGGAGACAAUUGUGCAUCUACUGCUUCAGGUUAAUGAUGCUUUGAGGUUUUUGCAGUCACGUGGAUAUAUCCACCGUUCCCUCACCUCUUAUGCUGUACAGAUUGUUUCUGCUGGUGAGGCAAAGUUAACCAACUUGGAGUACAUGAUAGAAAGCAAGGAUGGAGGAGACCACAGUGAUCUCACACGUGUUCCUGUCCCAGCCCAGCUGUAUAGGUGGUGUGCUCCUGAAGUGAUCCUCGAAAAGGCCACCACAGUCAAAUCAGACAUUUACAGCUUCUGUAUAGUAAUGCAGGAAGCCCUAACAGAAACUCUUCCCUGGAAUGGACUUGAAGGCUCAGGUAUUAAAGAACUCAUAGUUUCUGGGCAACAUUUGGAAACUGAUGUCAGGCUUCCUAAACCAUACUAUGACAUUGCAAAGACAGGUCUAGAGCCUAAACAAAAGGACCGCUCCAUGAGUCUCCAGGAUAUUCGCUAUAUAUUGAAGAAUGACUUAAAGGACUUGAUUGAAACUCGAAUGGGUCACUCUGAUGAAAGCUCAACUGCACAAAAGCAUGACAUAUUUUCAGAUAUAAACAUCUGUUUGCUGUCCACAUCUAAUUACAAGAGGGAAACGCUAAAGCUGCAAGGAGAGGCGAUAGCAAAGACUGCUGUCAGCUUUACUGCACCAAGGACUAUAACUUGCAUUCAGCCAGUUACACUGGAUGUCAGCCAAGAUAUAGCUUCUGAAUACCAAAGGACCGACAAUGUUAGCGAUAUGGAUGACAGCCUGUGUAGUUUUGAAAUCAAUGAAAUCUAUGCAUGUUAUCCAGAAUUACAUGAAGAUAUUCCGGAAGAACUAGAUGGAUUAGAUCGUGCUUUGAAAGAUGAAACAAAACAGCAAAAUGUAGAUGAAGACAGGGCUCACUCCCAGAUCCUACCUCCACCUCCUAAAAUACAGUUAGUGGAGCAGCCAAACUAUAGUGAGGAAGGCAGCUCUUCCAAAAUGGGUACAGAGUACAGUCUAGAGGAGGGAGAGAGACUAAGUGAGGCCUCAGAGCCAUGCCUGCUGCGCCAGUUGGGAGCAGAUGUAAGGGAAAGCGUGCGUAGCCCAUCCAAAACUGAGCAGCACAUCAGCAAAUGUGUCCUUAAUCUCAAGAUUUCUCAGACCUUAUUGCAACAAGCAACAGAUUCCCUUUACAGAACAGGGAUGAAAUUAGACAAAUUAGAGACCGUUCAAACCCAACACAAGCUGCUUAAGAAAAUCCAAGAAAAGCAGGUUUCUAAGCAGAAGUCCAUAGAGAGUUACUUAGAUAAAAUUGAUGAUAUUCUCAAAAAUAUCAAGAUUCCCUUUUCAGGAGCUAAUGCUUUUUUGUGGAAGGCAGUAGGCCCUCCAUCAAGGAACUACAUACCACCACCCCUGCCACUGCCUGGGGAGUGCAGGGCUUGGGAACUUGACCAUUUCCAGGCUAUCUCAGAAGCUGUGAAGGAAUCCAGGAAAGUUCAGAGUCAGAUGAUUGAGUGCUUUGAGGAGAAGCGUAAGAAUAAAGAUGAUGACUGCCAGAGUGAUUUCAGCUCCAGCAUGGUGAUGAGCACUGAGGCUCAAGUAGCGCCAGAUUAUCAGCAGUUGCAUCCACAUGUAGCUGUAAGAUGGGAAAAAAAUGUCAAUUUGCAGUACCAUAGAGGAACCGAUUCAAAUUCUGGAGGAAGUGGAAUUAAGGAAGAGACAUGGUUUUUCCCAAAAUCAGUUUCUGAAAUUUAUAACUCAAGGAGAUGGGAGGAGCGAAGGAUGGUGCAGUCAGAAUGGGCAACUGAAGUGAAACAAAUGGCUAAAAGAGCGGCGUCUGGGCAGCUGGGACUUCUCCCUCCAUAUCCACCGAGUGAAUGCACUUCAGAGAGCGAGGCAGAAAGCAUGAAGGAAGCCUUUCCACAUGUAACCUUCAGGGGCCAGGAAAGUGCUGGCUGGCAGAGAAGGGAUGGCAGGUGGCACGCAGGCGAUGGAACUGAAACCUGGGAUCUGAGCAGGAAGAUGGACGAGUCGGAGGAGAGUGACUUGGAGUCUGUUUUGAGACCUUUUGUAGGCAGAAGUUGGCAGUCCCUAGCAAAAGAUGAGCAAGCGGAGUAUGGAGCAAACCUUCCUAAGAAUUCAAUCAGUCCAACAAAAGCCGAGGAUACCUGUUGUGAGCAUUCAAGUGAAUUAACUCGUUCCUCCAAUUCCUCUCCUGACAUAUCAGAUGAGUUUUUCACUCCUGAUCCGGAUUAUUUUUUUUCUCCAGCAGCUCAGGGAAACUCAGAACAAGAGAUCUCAAGUUCUGAAGAUGAGUUAGAAGUAACCCAAGAAACCUGUGUACAGAAACCGGUGCCUAGUGAUACAGAGUCAGGAGAGAAAAUAUUUCUCUGCAACACAGCAGUAAAAAACCGUGGCAGUAAUGAAGUGGGAGUGAAUCAACUCAACCAUACUCCAGUAGCCAGUGCUGAAGCAUCACAAGAAAUUAUACCUAAGGAGACACUGAAAGAGUUCAAAGAGAAAGAUAUAUCAUUGACAGAUAUUCAGGAUUUGUCCAGUAUUUCAUGUGAGCAAGAGAAUUUUUGUAAGGAUAUAAUUUGUAAAACCCCCAGAAUGGAUCAUGCACCAACUAGUGUCAGCACUCCACUCAGCCCAGUGAAAAAGGUGUCAUCAGUCAUCAAGAAAUGUGGAGACUGCCAUGAAAUUCCCCUGGAUACCUCUUGUUGGGCUACUCAGGAAGCUUCCAUAACAAUGUCCAGUAGCUUCAUUACAGCCCAUGAAAAGGGAAAGAACUCAGAAACCACCUUCCUUUCUUCUGAAACCUACUCCUCUGGAUUGACUGAGCCUAGUGGUUUGUCUACACUCAGUGCUUCUUCACUUUUGAGAAAGGCCAGGAAAGAAUCUCGUAACCCAUUUCCUGUCACUCAGCAAAGUGACCCACGGAAAGGUGAAUCGAGCCCAGCUUUAUCCCGGGCAUCAGACUACUUUAUUAAUGAGUUGCCUCCACCAGCCCAGGAGUUACUGGAUGAAAUUGAAAAUUUAAAGCAACAUGAUGCCACCUAUAAGGACUUUGAGGAGAAAAAAUCCCAUACGCACAAUAUGCCAAUGAAUGUUCUCACUCAGAUUAAUCCAGAAGACAAAGAGGAGGAAGAAGAAUUUGAGAAUAAGGGAGAGGUAGAUCACAGCUUAUGGAAUAAAGAGAUAUUGAAUCUAGCAGAAGAAACAGAAAGGGCUCAUUCUACUCUUGAUGAUCUCUUAGAAAGAAUUCUCCAACCAAUUCCUGAGGAUGACGAAGUCCAAGGAGAACCUCAGGGACACCUUGUUAGGGCAACAAACGUUAAAGAUCAAGGAGAUGAUGAAAUGGAAAAUGGAAUAGAGGAAGGUGGCACCAUGGCAGAAAGCAGAAAGACCGAAAGCUGUGCAGGGAAUACUGAAGUUAUAAAUCCUGAGGAUCAGAAACCCAGCUUAUGGCAGCGACUGCCUUGGCCUUCUCCAUUCAGGGUAAUUGUCCUGGAUCAGAGCAGCGCAUCUAAGUGAUCAAAGUAGAUAACAUAUAAACCUUCAAUAAAUUGUUUGGUAUCUUCCUCUUAUACGGUACCUGUGAUGUGCAAUGCUGUUCACCAAAUGACUCAUUUUAUAGUUCUCAGACUUCCUUUAAUUAUAAUAAUCAAUACAAGAGACUGAAUGGUUUGCUCUCCAAGUACAUCUGGUAUAUUAAGUUUUGGUUCAUUUUUAUUUAGCUAGCAAUCACUUAUAAAUGAGAGGCAGCACUCUAAAUUAUGUUGCAAAAUUGAAUUGUUUUCUAAAUAUAACUGUGCCUAUUAAGCUUUCUACAGCUUUGUUUUCUCUCUAGCAUGCACAUUCGCUUUCGUAAAUGAAAGCACUUCUUGCUCUGUUGCAUUAUGCAGUUUUUUGUUAUUGACAAAAAUGAGUCUUUUUAUAUUGCUGCUGCUGCCCUUGCUCUUCUUAACUUUUCAGUGCCAAGGAAUGGAAGGUGGUGUUACAGCUCAUGUGAGCAUUGCUUUGUUUGCUCAUUAGAUUUGACAAGAUAAUUUCUUGUCUUCUCAUUUUGUGGAAUUCUUGUUUUAUAAAUUGGACUGACUGAAAUGAUUUAGAGGAUUUAUCUUUGUGCAAAAGUGAAUAGCUGAGAAAAAAAUCAGUACUGUCCAGGUACUACGAAGGCAGUAGAACAGAUAUGGCUAUCUUCUAGUGUGGCUGUUGUGACUGAGCCAUCGCCCAUCCAAAAAAAAAAAAAAAGUCCUAUGAAUUUAAUUGGGCACCCAACCAGGUUCUAAAGGUGCACAACUGCUUUAGAAUCAAAUAUCUGUUCCACAGCUCUACUCUGGUUCAGUAACCCUGAGAAGGUUAGAGCUGCUGCUGGUUACUUCAGCAUAAAUGUGCCACUUUGUGUUAGCUUUUUAGCUGCACAUGAUUUUUUUUGUGCACAUCAUGAGUUUCUUUCUCCCUCUCCUGAUUACAGUGAAAUACUGUACGUGCCUGUAGCUGUUAUAUGGGUUCACUUAUCUUAAUGUUAACAAGAAUAAUAAAAAUCUUCUGAGUUUA